This is a messenger RNA of Pelobates cultripes (western spadefoot toad), 350 nucleotides long. The record is from the annotation of a GenBank genome assembly. NCBI's taxonomy places the organism in Eukaryota, Metazoa, Chordata, Amphibia, Anura, Pelobatidae.
GAAGGAUGGCGAAGAGGGAACGUCGUUUAUCCAAGGAGAAGAGGGAGAAAUGAAGGCAAUUAUUAGUAAAGAGUUUCAAGAAACAUUUUCGGAAAUACUGGAAAAGAGCCAGCAGCAUUUAUGUGAUAAAUUGACCUCAGUAAUACAAUUAAAUGUACAAGAAAUUAAAGAAGAAAUUGCUAUGCUAAAUCAGAAAAUAGUGAAUAUUGAAGAAAAAUUAGGUGCAGUGGACUAUAUGCAGGCGGAGUUAAAAUCCCAAUUUGAAUCGCUGGAUAAGAAAUAUAAUGGGAUGGAACAAAAGUUAUCUGACUUAGAAGAUCGCAGUCGACGGAGUAAUUUAUGUAUCAGAG